Anopheles bellator is the source of this 831-nucleotide messenger RNA. RefSeq names its product keratin, type II cytoskeletal 2 epidermal (gene TwdlT). The record is from RefSeq and is a predicted model, not a curated record. NCBI's taxonomy places the organism in Eukaryota, Metazoa, Arthropoda, Insecta, Diptera, Culicidae. The coding region runs from base 1 to 831 and encodes 276 amino acids. The transcript has 2 exons.
AUGAAGACGUUCGUGCUGGUGAGCUGUUGUUUGGUCCUCGCUUCUGCCCGACCGGAAGCAGGAUACUCAUACAAUCGUCCAUCAACUGGCGGCGGCGGCGGCGGUGGCUACUCCUCCGGUGGAUCCUUCACUUCCGGUGGCGGUAGUUCCGGGUUCGGCGGCGGUAGUUACAGCGGCGGUGGUGGCGGAGGCGGCGGCUACUCGUCCGGAGCCGGUGCCAGCUUCGGAGGCAGUGCGAGCGCUUUCGGAGGAUCCUCGUUUAGCUCCAGCGGAGCCAGCAGCUUCGGCGGCGGCGGCGGCUUCGGCGGCGGCGGCGGUGGCUUCGGCGGUGGUUCGCAGCAGGCCAUCAUCCAGAAGCACAUCUACGUGCACGUCCCACCCCCGGAGCCGGAGGAGGUGCGGGUGCAGCGCCCGAUUCAGCUGGCGGCGCCCCAGAAGCACUACAAGAUCAUCUUCAUCAAGGCCCCGUCGGCCCCGUCCUACCAGGCGCCCCAGGUGCCGCUGCAGCCGCAGAACGAGGAGAAAACGCUGGUGUACGUGCUGGUGAAGAAGCCGGACGAGCAGCAGGACAUCGUCAUCCCGACGCCCGCGCCCACGCAGCCCAGCAAGCCGGAGGUGUACUUCAUCAAGUACAAGACGCAGAAGGAAUCGGCGGGCGUCGGCGGCGGCUCGGCCGGCGGCUACUCGAGCGCGGCCGCCUUCGGCGGCGCCGGCCUCGACCUUGGCGGCGGCGGCCACGGCGGCGCUGACCUGGGCGGCGGCCACGGCGGAUCCGUCGUGUCGGCCCCGGCCGCCCAGUACGGCCCGCCCGGCAAGUCCGGCCCGUACUAG